AUGCUUCUGGUCUGCCUUGCGGUCCUCGGCCUAACUGCCAGGUCUCCCUGUGUUGCUGCACCGCCGAGGGACUACGUCUCUGCUCGUCAUUUUGCCAGAAACAAGCUGCUGCUGAUCUCCUUCGAUGGCUUCCGCUGGGACUAUGACCGAGACGUCGAAACCCCAAACCUGGAUAAAAUGGCUCAGGAUGGGGUGAAGGCAGCCUAUGUUACUCCGGCCUUCCUCACCAUUACCAGCCCUUCUCAUUUCACAAUGCUGACAGGACGUUACAUCGAGAAUCACGGAGUCAUCCACAACAUCUGGUUCAACACUACCACUCAGGAAAAGAAGCAGUACUACAUGACUCAGUUUGUUGAUUCCUACUGGGACAAUGGCAGCUUACCCAUCUGGAUAACAGCACAGAGACAGGGGCUGAAAGCAGGAUCUCUGCAUUUCCCUGGCACAGCAGCCACCUACAGAGGAGAGACUGUGGGUGUGAGGCAAGUGGAGCCUCGUUUCUAUGAUCAUUCUAACGAGACAGACUGGAGGCUCAACAUCGACAAGGUGAUUGGAGACUGGUUCCACCAACAGGACCUGGACUUUGUCUCCUUGUACUUCGGAGAACCAGAUUUGGCCGGGCACUCAUAUGGACCAGAUUCACCACAACGGCAAGAGAUGGUCCAGCAAGUGGAUCGUACUAUAGGCUACAUCCGAGACAAGAUCCGAGACCAUGGCCUUACUGACCAGCUCAACAUUAUCAUCACUGCUGACCACGGUAUGACUACAGUUCUAAGGGGUGGACUGGUUGAGCAGAUCGUCCUCUCAAAGAUCCCUGGCUUCAGCUUCAGAGAUAUUCAGUUCCAGCUGUUGGAUUAUGGUCCUGUUGGGAUGCUGCUUCCUAAAGAAGGGAUGCUGGAGAAGGUGUACCAGGCUCUGAAAGGAAGCCACCCUCACCUUCACGUGUAUAAAAAGGAGGAGAUGCCAGCUAGACUGCACUACAGUAAGCAUCCUCGACUCCUGCCCCUCAUCCUCAUCGCUGACCCUGGAUUCAUUGUCAAUGGGUUUUUACCUCUGAACGACAACAAAGGAGACCACGGAUUUGAUAAUGAAGUCAUGGACAUGAAAGCCUUCUUCAGAGCUGUGGGGCCUGACUUCCAAAAAAACCUGGUGGUAGAUCCCUUCGAUCUGGUUGAUGUGUACGCACUGAUGUGCCAUCUACUGGGAAUAAACCCAGAGAUCCACGACGGACACUUGGACAGAACUAAACACAUGCUGGUCCCCAAGAAAAACACAGGAGAAGACAACAAUCUUCCAGAGAAGAAUACUCAAACAGAGACGGUGAUUGGCUUGUCAGCAGCGACUGGGUUUCUUGUACUUGUGUUCAUCGUUACCACUUCUUACAACAUGUGGAAAAGGACUAGAGCAUAA
Molecule: messenger RNA, 1407 nt
Organism: Toxotes jaculatrix (banded archerfish)
Lineage: Eukaryota; Metazoa; Chordata; Actinopteri; Toxotidae
Product: ectonucleotide pyrophosphatase/phosphodiesterase family member 7-like
Exons: 5
Coding region: 1-1407 (468 amino acids)
Source: RefSeq, a predicted model, not a curated record